UUGACUGUGUAUCUGCUCCUGCUGAGCACAGUGUUCUGUAGCCAAACUCUUGAAACUAGACUGGUGUGAAUGACAUACGAUGUGGCUGAAAACUACAUGCUCUCGACUGAAACAUAAAUGAGAAGUAGUUUUUAUGGAUAAACUGAUCAAAUUUUCUCUUCCUAGUGUCUUUGAUGAUGCUGGUGUCCUCGGUAUCUGUUGGAGUCCUGCUGCUGCUCCUGCUGCUGCCAUUAGUGAUGUGGCUGCUGUGCAGAAGACCACGAGCAACCAAGCAGCCUGGAAUCCUCGUCCAAAGUCAAAUGUCUGUCAGAGUCAGGCAUAAUUAUAUCAAUGCAGAUGAAGAGGAUGAUGAGGAGGACUAUGUGAAUGUUGAUGCAGUGGAAACUAAUGAAAAAAGCAAAGAAGUUGCAGUACUGGAUGAAGAAGCGAGUGAUGAUUAUGAUGACCCAGUGAGUGAUGAAGAUCAUGAUUAUGAGGAAGUGAGCCCAAAUGACAAUUACAACAAGCCCAAGGAGGCCUGUGUGAGCGUAGACGGUCACAGGGAAGAUGAAGGGGAAACUAGUGAUGAAGAAGACAACUAUGAGAACAUAUCCUCACCAUCAUUAGGUGUGGAUAAUGAUAAGGAAGAGGAAACUAGUGAUGAAGAGAACGACUAUGAGAAUGUAUCCUUACCAUCAACAGUUCAUUAUCAUUUAUAAUGACCUGAACUUCAUAAACAUCCGAAAUACAACCACAUAAAAAAUGUUCAUAAGGCU
Molecule: messenger RNA, 755 nt
Organism: Pundamilia nyererei
Lineage: Eukaryota; Metazoa; Chordata; Actinopteri; Cichliformes; Cichlidae
Product: protein starmaker-like
Exons: 2
Coding region: 174-698 (174 amino acids)
Source: RefSeq, a predicted model, not a curated record